Messenger RNA from Tetrahymena thermophila SB210, 966 nucleotides. RefSeq lists its product as hypothetical. NCBI's taxonomy places the organism in Eukaryota, Ciliophora, Oligohymenophorea, Hymenostomatida, Tetrahymenidae. The record is from RefSeq and is a predicted model, not a curated record. The transcript has a single exon.
GAUCAAAUGAAGGAGUUUUGAUUUCAAAGGACUAAAAUAAUAAAUUUGAUCAUUUAAAAAAAAAAAAUUUUGAAAAUAUAGCUGAAAUAAAUACAUAUUUUUAAACAUUUUAUUCUAUUUUAAUAAUACAUUUUUAUAGUAUGUGGCAUAGAUUUAAUUUUGUUCUGAUUAGAUUAAAUACUUAAAUUUAUUAUUUUAGAUGUUUGUAUUUUGAUUGUCCAGAAGAUAAUUUAAACUUCAGAAUAAAUCAGUUCAAAUUCAUAUUAAUUAUUUUUGAUUUGCCUUAUAUUAAAUAAAGGACUAAGAAAGAUAGAAGGAAGAAAAAUAAUAAAUAAAUUAUUAAAAACAAUAAAAAAAAAAUAAAAAAUACAUUCUAAAAUGAUGAGGAGAAAAAUUGUCUAGGUAGCUGAAUAAAAAAAAUUGAGCUUCUUUAAAAGUGAACUAUUUUAUAUUGUAGAAGAAUUUAUUAAGAAAAAUUAAGAUUAUGAUAUUGAAGACUUGGAGAGUUUAAAAGAAAGAAGUCUUUUUGAUAAUUCAUUCACAAAAAUUACCACUUGUUUAUAGUAUGAUGUCUUUGAUAGAAAAAAUAAAAUGAGAAAAAAAAUAGAAGUGUUUUCAAUAGAAAAAUUAGGUGAAGCAUAUUUAAAUUAUAUAAUAAACUACUCUUAAAGAAGUUAAAGUCUAUUGAGGUCUGAUUUAGUUUUAAAAGUAUUGGACUCAUAUUACUUAGAUGAUGAGCAGCUUUUUUAUGUAGUUGAUUGAGUAUGAGUAUUUUGAUUAUUCAAUUGAAUAAUUGUAAAUUGAUAAUAUAGAAUAGGAAAUAAGUUAAUAUUUAUAUUAAAUAUAUUAAUACUCUUAAAAUGCUUUAUCACCAAUGUAAAAAAAUGACUUUUCUAUAAAUAGUUAUAAUAUUAGCAGGUCUGGGCAUUUUAUUUUUUAAAAGGAAUAAAAUAAGGUAUUCGUUAA